Messenger RNA from Spinacia oleracea (spinach), 2455 nucleotides. Its product is annotated as putative pentatricopeptide repeat-containing protein At5g37570. Gene Ontology annotation, biological process: RNA modification. The record is from RefSeq and is a predicted model, not a curated record. Bases 119 to 1750 code for a protein of 543 amino acids. NCBI's taxonomy places the organism in Eukaryota, Viridiplantae, Streptophyta, Magnoliopsida, Caryophyllales, Amaranthaceae. Gene Ontology annotation, molecular function: RNA binding; protein binding. The transcript has 3 exons.
UAUAAUGGAGGUUUUCUGCUAAAUUGCCAUUAACGAUUUUGUCUAAUUUACUUGCUAGUUUGUGACAUGUUAUAAACCUACGGAAUGGAGUAGCCGAUACUCCAAUUGAUUGUAAAACAUGAAAGUAACAGAGCAAUCGAUUCACACUCUAUUGAAAAACUGCAAUUCAAUCUCUCACCUCAAACAAAUUCACGCCCAAACACUACGCCACAAUCUCCAUGAGCAUCAACAUUCCAUAACUUCCUCCAUUGUUGAUGUCUACACUUUUCUCUCUCCUCGCCACACCCAUCUCCUCUUCACUUCUCUCGCUCACCAUGCCACUGUAUUUCUCUUCAAUCACUCAAUCAGAGCCUUUUCUAAAACCCCAUUUCUCUGCCAUGAAUCCUUGCAUUUGUACCUUCAAAUGGUGCGACAUAAUUUUAAACCCGACAAUUACACUUACCCUUUUGUACUUAACUCGUGUGCUGCUCUUUGUGACCUUAAUAAUGGUGCUGAGGUUCAUGGGCGUGUUUUGAAAUCUGGGUUUUGUUCAAUUGUUGAAGUCUUUAAUGCUUUGAUUGAUAUGUAUGGGAAAUGUGGGAAGUUGAGUUGUGCCCGCCAAGUGUUCGACGAAAUGCCUCACAGAGAUGUAGUGUCUUAUAAUGCUGUUCUUGGUGCAUAUGCUAGGGGUGGGGAAGAUAUGAGGGAUGCCCAGGUUGUUUUUGAUGGAAUGCGUGUUAGGAAUUUGAUUACUUGGAAUGCUAUGGUUGUGGGGUAUGUGAAUGGUGAUGAUUUGGAUUCUGCUCGGGCAACGUUUGAUAAGAUGUUAGAUAAAAAUGUUGUUACUUGGACUACAAUGUUAGUUGGAUAUACUAAGAAGAAGAUUAUGGGUGUGGCUAGGAUCCUUUUUGAAGCUAUGCCUGAGAAGACUUUAGUUUGUUGGACUGCUAUGAUCUCUGGGUAUGCUCAAAAUGGACAACCGAAUGAAGCAUUGGCUUAUUUUCGUAGUAUGCGAAAAGCACAUGUUAAGCCUGAUGCUUUUGCUAUGACUGCUGUUAUAUCAGCCUUGGCUCAGUUAGGGCGCCCUGAUUUGGCCAAUUGGAUCAUGACUUUAAUGGAUCAAGAAGGCAUUGAGCGAAACGAAAAGGUCCUUACUUCCCUAGUUGACAUGCAUGCUAAAUGUGGGAAUAUUGAAGAAGCGUGUCGGUUGUUUGAGGAGAUUCGUCAACCAGAUGUAUAUCCUUAUAGUGCACUGAUAACAGGCCUUGCUUCGCACGGCCAUGGUAUCCGAGCCCUUGAUGUUUUUCACAAAAUGCUGAUGGAAAAGGUAGAACCUGAUUAUGUAACUUUUGUUGGUGUAUUGAAUGCGUGUAGCCAUACAGGACUUGUUGAAGAUGGUUUAGCCUAUUGGGAAAGCAUGAUAAGUGAUUACAAGAUUGAGCCAGAUGCAGAUCAUUAUGCUUGCAUAAUUGAUAUGCUUGGACGAGCUGGGAGACUUGAGCAAGCAUAUAAGAUGCUAAAGAGUAUGCCAAUGGGUCCUCGCCCUGGAGCUUUAGGCGCCCUGCUUGCUGCCUGUCGAACUUAUAGCAAUGUUGAUAUUGCAGAACUUGUUGCCCAGGAACUGUUUAUAUUAGAACCUCAUAAUACUGGUAACUAUAUGCUUCUCUCUGGUAUCUAUGCUGAAAGAGAGCAAUGGGAUGAGGCAGAAAGGGUUCGAAAAUCUAUGAGGGAAAAGAUCUCCACUAAACUACCUGGUUGUAGUUGGGUUUAGUCUAACAGAUACAGCAAAGGUUAUGGUUGCCCAGAGAAAAGAGAGCACUAUGUGGAUGAGCUAAAAAGGGAAAACGGGCUAUGUAACCAUGGUAACUGCAAUUGUGAAGUACGUAUAUAAUAAGGAUACAUAUACAAUUAAAGUCAGCCAUCCUUUUGAUUACAAUACACCUUCCUUUUCAUUACAAAAAGGAUGUCUUUACGUUGGAAUUAGCAGAUUUAUUACCUUGCUGACUUAUGUCAACGGUCUCUCCAUCAAUUCACUAUGUUUUAACCAGUACCCUAACAUGCUCGAAUCAGAAUAACAGCGCCCCUAGAUUGAUCAAGGUAUCAUGGUUGCUGGCUUGUACAUUUGAAACAGCACAAAAAUAUUUCAAGUCAACGUCUCAUGAAGCUGAUCUUGAGAGUGAGACUGCCAGAUGUGCCUGAGCUGAGAAGGGUGGCUCCUAAUCCAUCUCAAGAUGAGCAAUGGAGCUAGUGAUGUUGCAGAGGAACGUUAUAUUGUGUAGGCCAAAGACCUAGAAAGUCAGGUUCGGGACAAGCUUAGCUUUGGGAUCCUGGUGAGGCAUUAAGCAUACCAUCUUUUGCUGAUACCACGAGAAGGACUCCAAUAAAACCAAAGGUGAGAAUGGCCGACGCUCCUAUCCACACUCUCAUGGCAGACAUGUUUGGGACAACAAUAGCAAAUAUGCAGUAUACUACUCCU